Cajanus cajan (pigeon pea) is the source of this 942-nucleotide messenger RNA. RefSeq names its product ferredoxin. Lineage: Eukaryota; Viridiplantae; Streptophyta; Magnoliopsida; Fabales; Fabaceae. Gene Ontology annotation, molecular function: electron transfer activity; 2 iron, 2 sulfur cluster binding. Gene Ontology annotation, cellular component: chloroplast stroma. The record is from RefSeq and is a predicted model, not a curated record. Gene Ontology annotation, biological process: electron transport chain.
GUUUGUUCCAUUUGGUCAUUUAUGGGGCAUGGUUUGUGCCAACCACAAUCGUUCGGUGGUGAUAAAGGAGAUAAAAAAGUAACCUUUAAAACACUGCCACGUGGCAGAUAGGGUUACAUGCCAGUUUACGUCGUGACUUGUUGCAAACACACUAUUUCCACAAGCUCACCCCACCCUUUAGUUAUCAACAACACAAACAAGUGAUUUAUUUUCCAUCCACUCACUCUUUGCCCCAUCUACCACACUUGUGCAAUGGCCACCACACCAGCUCUCUCCGGAACCAUGGUGAGCACCUCCUUCCUGAGGAGGCAACCCAUGACCACAAGCCUAAAGGCAUUCCCCAACGUGGGUCAGGCUGUUUUUGGUCUGAAAGGUGGACGUGGUGGUCGUGUGACUGCCAUGGCCUUGUACAAGGUGAAGCUGCUGACACCAGAAGGACCACAGGAAUUUGAAUGCCCAGAUGAUGUUUACAUUGUUGACCAUGCAGAGGAACUAGGUAUUGACCUUCCCUACUCUUGCAGGGCUGGUUCUUGCUCUUCCUGUGCUGGAAAAGUUAUUGAAGGUAAAGUGGACCAGUCAGAUGGUAGCUUCCUUGAUGAUGAACAAAUAAAUGGUGGGUGGGUUCUCACCUGCGUUGCUCAACCUAGGUCUAACGUUGUCAUUGAGACCCACAAGGAGGAGGAGCUCAUAUGAUCGUGUCACCACAAAUUUCUAUGGCAUUGUUAUUGCUAGCUUCUAGUUAUUAUUAUAUCUUGCUGUUCUAUCGAUCUCGUGUUUUAAUUUUGUUAUAGUGGGAUUGGAUGGCUAGCUAGCUGAACUCAUGAUGACUACUAGCCCCUUCUCGGGAUAUGUAAGUUCUCUUAGAAUGAUUGAUUGAUCAUUCAUUCGUUUAUGGUAACAAAUGAAAACUCUUGCAGCUUAGCUUGGUGAUGCUUUCCUUAA